Molecule: messenger RNA, 683 nt
Organism: Cyphomyrmex costatus
Lineage: Eukaryota; Metazoa; Arthropoda; Insecta; Hymenoptera; Formicidae
Exons: 4
Coding region: 59-613 (184 amino acids)
Source: RefSeq, a predicted model, not a curated record
GACAUUAUUCAGUCAAUAAAAUUUAUUGUGUAAUUAUACUUAAUUGUAAUAUAAUAUAAUGGAUAACGGCAAUAUGAUGGAUGCAGUGAGUGGCGUACAUGAUUUAACAACUGUUUCACUAGUGGAAAGAAAUACCAUGCCGCAAGGCAUAUCAUUAGUUGAUCCAACCGCUGUAAGAAAAUCAAGUAAACAGAAUUUAAUGGCGCUGGUUGCGGAAAUUGAAAAAGCAGAUAUCUGUGUAAAAAAUAACACAUGUAACAAAUUACAAAUAAUCGCAAACCAGAUCAGAUUUCUGCAAAGACAGGCUGAAUGUGUUUUGUUUGAAACAAAACGGAACGUCACAUUCAAUCAUAUACCUUGCAAUUUUGUAAAGCAGCCUGGUCACAUAUAUCAUUUGUAUAAACGAGAAUCAGGACAGUUUUACUUUUCCAUGCUUAGUCCAGAAGAGUGGGGUAAUUUGGCUCCAUUACAGGAUUACAAGGGUUCGUUCAGAUUGGAGCAAGACCACUCAUGGACCGCACUAGAUCAGUUGCAGGACAAGAACGAUGACUCGAACUUGCUUGAACGAUUCUUACCUUCCGAUGCAACCUUUAUAGAAUCGAUCAUGUUGUAAUUAACGAAUUUAUAUUAUAUAAUUAAAAAAUGAAAAAUACAAACUAAAAAAGCAUAUUGCUAGAAAAAAA